This is a messenger RNA of Penicillium cosmopolitanum, 495 nucleotides long. RefSeq lists its product as uncharacterized. The record is from RefSeq and is a predicted model, not a curated record. Gene Ontology annotation, biological process: positive regulation of transcription by RNA polymerase II. Lineage: Eukaryota; Fungi; Ascomycota; Eurotiomycetes; Eurotiales; Aspergillaceae. The transcript has 3 exons. The coding region runs from base 1 to 495 and encodes 164 amino acids. Gene Ontology annotation, cellular component: nucleus.
AUGGCAGAAAGUGAUAUCGGCUUUUAUAGUUCCACGCGGCAGACCUCGAUGACUUCCGCCUCUGACAUGGACACUGAGCAAGACGCGUCUAUUCAGACAACUGCAAUCUCUAUGCCCUCGACCGCCGUCCGUACUGGGCCCACCACUGCGGCUGUCAAUGGCACGUCCACAGUUUUCACUGCCGAGGCCUUAUAUGAGCACAUCUGCGAGGGGCAUGUUGACCGUAAGGCCGCUAGCAACCUCAGCUUGGCAUGCCAAUGGAGUAGCUGCAAUUUUACUGCUGCCAAGCGGUACCACAUUACCUCCCAUGUUCGGGCUCAUGUGCCGUUCAAGCCUCACAAAUGCCAUUUCUGUAACGACUCUUACAAGCGCCCCCAUGAUUUGAAGAAACAUGUCAAGACUCAUACGAAAGACCAGGAGAUUCGAUCUGCUGAGAUAGGCAUGAAGCAAAAGGAUAUUAUAUUCUCUGGGAAAUCAAGAGAUCUAGUCGCGUGA